Beta vulgaris subsp. vulgaris (sugar beet) is the source of this 1910-nucleotide messenger RNA. Its product is annotated as glycerol-3-phosphate acyltransferase 9. Gene Ontology annotation, biological process: triglyceride biosynthetic process. Lineage: Eukaryota; Viridiplantae; Streptophyta; Magnoliopsida; Caryophyllales; Amaranthaceae. Bases 286 to 1425 code for a protein of 379 amino acids. The record is from RefSeq and is a predicted model, not a curated record. The transcript is spliced from 14 exons. Gene Ontology annotation, molecular function: glycerol-3-phosphate O-acyltransferase activity. Gene Ontology annotation, cellular component: endoplasmic reticulum.
UUGAUUUUGUUAUGGUUUUGUUCGAAUUUCGAUGAGUAGAUUUUGUUUUGUUUGAUUUUGUUAGGGUUUUGUUUUGUCUCAAAGAAUCUGAUUUGUGUAAUUGUGUGGUUUGAUUUGCGAAUUGCGACAGUCACUUCUUCACUUCUUCACUUCUUCACUUCUUCACUUCUUCACUGUCAGUGGGAGGCAGCAGGCGGCAAGGGCGGCAAAUUUUAGUAUCCAAAUUUGUGGAACCAGCUAAAGAAAAGGUAGUGCUAAGACCUAAUAGGAGAUAAGAGUGAAGAAAUGAGUGAGAAUAAGAGCAAGAGUGAAGAUGGGAAGUUAUAUUCAUCAGUAAACUCUGAAUUGGAUUUGGAUCGACCUAACCUCGAAGAUUAUCUCUCUUCUGAAUCCCUCCCUGAGCCUCAUGGCAAGCUUCGUUUGAGGGACUUAAUUGAUAUUUCUCCUGCUCUUACUGAGGCUGCUGGUGCCAUUGUUGAUGAUUCUUUUACGCGUUGCUUUAAAUCAAAUCCUCCAGAGCCCUGGAACUGGAAUAUCUAUCUACUUCCCCUGUGGUGUUUUGGAGUUGUUGUUAGAUACUUAAUCAUUUUCCCAAUAAGGGUCUUAGUUUUGACGAUAGGAUGGAUUAUAUUCCUCUCUCUCUACAUGCCAGUUCAUUUCUUACUGAAAGGGCAGGAUUCACUGAGGAAAAACUUAGAGCGUUCUUUGGUGGAAUUGAUCUGCAGUUUUUUUGUUGCAUCAUGGACGGGAGUGAUAAAGUAUCAUGGUCCUCGGCCAAGUAUGAGGCCUAAGCAGGUUUUUGUGGCCAACCACACCUCCAUGAUCGAUUUUAUUAUUUUGGAACAAAUGACUGCAUUUGCUGUCAUCAUGCAGAAGCAUCCUGGCUGGGUUGGAUUGCUGCAAAGUACUAUCUUGGAAAGUCUUGGAUGUAUCUGGUUCAACCGUACAGAAGCAAAUGAUCGUGUUGUUGUAUCUAGAAAAUUAAGAGAACAUGCGCAUGGGGCCGACAAUAACCCUCUUUUGAUAUUUCCUGAAGGAACUUGUGUCAAUAAUGAGUAUACAGUCAUGUUUAAGAAGGGUGCAUUUGAGCUUGAUGUCACUGUUUGUCCUGUGGCAAUCAAGUACAACAAGAUUUUUGUUGAUGCCUUCUGGAACAGUAGGAAGCAAUCAUUUACUACGCAUCUUCUUCAGCUAAUGACGUCUUGGGCUGUUGUUUGUGAUGUUUGGUAUCUCGAGCCCCAGACGAAAAAACCUGAUGAAACUCCCAUUGAAUUUGCCGAGAGGGUUAGGCGCAUGAUCUCUCAUAGAGCUGGCCUGAAAAUGGUUCCUUGGGAUGGGUACCUGAAGUAUUCACGCCCUAGCCCUAGGCUCACACAGAGCAAGCAACAGAGUUUUGCUGACUCAAUAUUGCGACGCUGUCAAUGAAAGUGAACUUCAUAUCCCAGCUUUAUCUCCUCCUUUCGGUAUGGCAUAAACCCAUCUGCUGCUUAGCAGAUCGAAGAAAAAAAAAAAAACUUGGAACGGCCGCCAAACAUGGCAUUUAUUAGGGGGAUUUUUCUUAGGAAGGAGUGAAGACUUUCUGUUUCUACUCUUGUCAAAUUUGUGCUCGAUCAUAGUAAACGAAUCUCCAAGCAAAUGCACACAAUAUCAUGCACCCCCUGAAUAACUUUGAAAGGAGCAAAAUUUAUGGAUUUUUGAUGUUGCAAAAUUAGGUAGGCGACAUUUUUUCCAGUGUUCUUCUCUGAAUUGUUAUUGUUAAGUAUUGCCUGUUGACAGUAACCUCGAGGUAUUGGAUUGUCAGAGAGUUCCAACUUGCGAAUUAGUAAUUCUUGCUUGUCUUUUUGUGUGUAAACAUUUACCCUCUACUUUAUCUUGGAAAUCGAAUGGUGUGAUAGUUUUAAGAUUUUAAA